Corythoichthys intestinalis (scribbled pipefish) is the source of this 3965-nucleotide messenger RNA. RefSeq names its product thrombomodulin-like. The coding region runs from base 198 to 1835 and encodes 545 amino acids. Gene Ontology annotation, biological process: cell migration. The record is from RefSeq and is a predicted model, not a curated record. Lineage: Eukaryota; Metazoa; Chordata; Actinopteri; Syngnathiformes; Syngnathidae. Gene Ontology annotation, molecular function: extracellular matrix binding; calcium ion binding; extracellular matrix protein binding. The transcript has a single exon. Gene Ontology annotation, cellular component: membrane; external side of plasma membrane; extracellular matrix.
GCGUCCUAGAGGAGAAAGUUUGGAAGACCAGUGAGCGCCGUGGAAGGCUGCUCAAGAGCCACUUCCUUCCUCUGCUCGAUGGCCAAUAUGGAGUCGGGAGAUUAUAAAUACGAGCCAAGCUAUUUUUCCAACAAACACACGUCGUGGCUGCAGGAACGCACGACUACUUAAAGGCGAACGCAAGCUGGUGUUGGAACAUGAAGGAUGCCACAGUGUUGUUCGUUGCUGUGCUGGCUGUGCUGGUGGGUGGGCUCGGUGGGACAGACCCAUACGGCCAAGGCUGCAUUGAAAACCAAUGUUUCGCCGUGUUCAGCCAACCCGGUGACUUUACAAGCGCUCAGAAACAUUGUAAAGACCGGAAUGCGGUUUUAGCAACCGUGCGCUCGUCGACUGCAAAUGUUCUGAUGACAUCGAUCAUUUCGGGAAACAUAUCGGGUCAAUUCUGGAUCGGUUUGCAUCGUUCAACCAACUGCCCGAACCAAAAUUCUCAUCUUAGAGGCUACGAGUGGGUGAUUAAAGACGGCGAAAGUGAUUAUGAAAACUGGGUCCCCACUUUUGAUGGCGGUUGCUCCUCUCCCCGCUGCGUCACCGUCUCGGAGCGGGACGGGUUCCGGUGGGCGCAGGAGAGCUGUGACGCGCGGGUCAGCGGCUUCCUGUGCGAGUACAACUUGGAAAGCGGGUGCGCUCGUUUAGAGGGCGAGGGAGACGCCGUGGAGUACAAAACCCACGUUGGAUUCAGUGGAAAUGAUCUUCUCCUCCUGCCUUCAGGUGCCAUUGCCACGAUUACGCCGAGUGGAGUCAAGUACAUCUGCUCUACUGGAAUUUGGCAGCAGGGUCCGUGGAGCUGCGAGAUCCACGAUGGAGGCUGCGAGCACGAUUGCGCCGUGGAUGCCCGACACCAGCCUUUUUGCUCCUGUCCGCUCGGCUUCUCCGUCAACCCCGUCAAUAAUCUAACAUGCGAAGUGGACCUGGAUGAUCCGUGCGGGCGUUAUGGCUGCGCGUUCGCCUGCUUAGUGGGGAGCGACGGCGCGCCCUCCUGCGUGUGCGACCACGGCUUCAAACUGGCACCAGACGGCAAGUCUUGCGUGGACUUCAACGACUGUUCGGACGAGCGUCAAUGUCCCGGGGAGAAUUUCCGGUGCGUCAAUACAGUGGGAGGCUUUAAAUGCGAAUGCGAUGCCGGAUUCAAGAUGAUGGGGGGCUCGUGCGUGGAUCUGGAUGAAUGCGCCUCCGCCCCGUGUGAGCAUCUGUGCCACAACACGCACGGGAGUUACAAAUGCUCCUGCUACGAGGGAUAUAAAAUGGAUCCGCAGGACUCCAGCAAGUGUAAAUUGCAUUGUGGCAAGCAGGAAUGCGUAGCGGAGUGCGAUCCAAACGACAAGUACCAAUGCUAUUGUCCCGAUGGUUAUGUUGCGGAGGAAAGGGAGGACCACACUGUUUGCAUUGACUUGGACGAAUGCGCCAACUAUUUCUGCGAUAAAGGCUGCAAGAACACUUACGGUGGCUUUGUUUGCUUCUGUCCUAAAGGAUUCACCCUAGAGAAGGAGGUCUUUUGCGUCAGAAAUGAGGAUGAAGAUGAAGAUGAGGGGUCGGGGGAUGCUGCAACAAGUCCUUACCCUCCCACGGUAACCCCACAUGAGGUGGCUCCCACCCGCCGGCCUUCAGCGGUGACAACAGGUGGACUGGUGGCCAUAAUAGUGUGCGUUGUCAUUGUGGUUGUGGCGAUGGUCUUUUUCUGCCAGUAUAUUAUGAACCAGAGGGGGAAAGCAGGGGGAGAUGCGACGUCUAAAGCCCCUCAUGGAGAAGAGAGCCACAGUUUACAUGCAUGGGAGUGAAGCUUGACAUAAAGAGAAGACAAUGAGAAGUAUGACACGUGAAUGUAGGAGACGGAUUUGUCUGGGACCCACAACACUUGCAUACACUGUAAACCAAGGGCGUAGGUUUGGUCUAAACAUUGGUUUGGACGCCAUACAGCAGAAACCUGCAUAUACACUUUUUGCUGGGGACAGGACAUUAAUAAGACCAAACAGAUUGCGUGAAAGGGCGUCAUAAUGAGCGGAUUUUAGGAGGGGGGGGGCAGCCCCUCCCCCCAGUGGCUGAAAAGUGUCAUUGCAUGCAAUUGAUUUUCUUAUAUAUAUAUAUAUAUACAGUAUAUAUAAAAGUUUUAAAGCAAUAAAACUGCAACCAAAAUGAAUGAAAUGAACCAAAAAAUAUUAGGGCUGUCAAAAUUAUCGCGUUAACGGGCGGUAAUUUUUUUUUAAAAUUAAUCCCGUUAAAAUAUUUGACGCAAUUAACGCACAUGCCCCGCUCAAACAGAUUAAAAUGACAGUGUUAUGUCCAUUUGUUACUUGUAUUUUUUUUGGUGUUUUAUCACCCUCUGCUGGCGCGUGGUGCGACUGAUUUCAUGGGUUUCAGCACCAUUCAUGAGCAUUGUUGAUUGACAUCAACAAUGGCGAGCUACCAGUUUAUUUUUUGUUUGAAAAUAUUACAAAUUUUAUUAAAACGAAAACAUUAAGAGGGGUUUUAAUAUAAAAUUUCUAUAACUUGUACUAACAUUUAUCUUUUAAGAACUACUAGUCUUUCUAUCCAUGGAUCGCUUUAACAGAAUGUUAAUAAUGUUAAUGCCAUCUUGUUGAUUUAUUGUUAUAAUAAACAAAUACAGUACGUAUAGUAUGUUGAAUGUAUAUAUCCGUCUUGUGUUUUAUCUUUCCAUUCCAACAAUAAUUUACAGAAAAAAUAUGGCAUAUUUUAAAGAUGGUUUGAAUUGCGAUUAAUUACGAUUAAUUCAUUUUUAAGCUGUGAUUAACCGAUUAAAAUUUUUUAUCGUUUGAUAGCCCUAAAAAAUAUAUUUUUAUAAUGGGUCAAAAUUAUUUUUCGAACAGAUCAUGUGAUUAGCAACUUAGACGGUCAUUUGCUUUGCAUAUAAUUUUAUUUAAAAAAAAAUAAUAAUAAUAAGGGAGGGCAAUUUUAUUUUUCAAAUUAUUUUUUUCUUUGAUUCAACCUUUUUGGGGGUGAUUGAAUGAUUUAGACACAAAUGUCCUACCCAUAAUAUGGCCAAAACACAAAAAGGAUUGCUUCAAUCAAAUAAAUCUUUUUAAUGAAAAAUUAAGUGUUCAAAUGCAAAUUUUUCAAUCUCGUAUAUUUUUUCGCAUUCAAAAACUUUUUCUAUGAUUGAAAUUUCUCUCUCUUUUUUUUUUUUUUUUUUAAUAUAUAUAUUUUUAAGCAACUUAUUUUUUGAUUGAAUAAUAAAGACAAAAAUGUCCUAUAGCCAAAAUGUGGCCCAAACACAAAUCAACAUUACUUCAAUCAAAAAAGUUGCUUCAAUCAAAAAAAAAAAAAAAAAAAUAGAGAAAAAAAAAAAAGAGAAAAAAAAUCCAAGAAAAUUUCACAUGCAUUUUUUUGAGUUUUAAAUUUAUUUUUGCAUUCAAACACAUUUUUUUUGGAUUGAAGCGACUUUUUUUGGGGGGGGUUGAAAAUACAUAUUUUGAUUGAACACUGAGCAACUUUUUUUAUUGAAGCAACUUUUUUUUUUUUAUUAAAUAAUACAAAAAGGCACAAAUCUACCUCCAUGGCUCCGCCCAGGGGAUAAAAUUUUUGACUGGGGUAACUACAUUGGCACGAUACGGGUGGGCGAACCAUAUUCAAUGGAUUACGAUCUUUGCGAAAUGUAUUGCUUAAGCAGCCUGAUUUAGAAUUCCCCUCAUGAAUUAUGGGAAAGAAAAAAUGCUCAUUGUCAACUUAUUGUUAUAAAUAUUCUUGUAAGUUAAUUUUAUUACUGACACUGUUUCGGGGUCAUCAACAUGUUGUGCCCCCACUGCCCCAAAAGUCAAACUCCGCCCACAUUUCUCACAAAUAUGCUGAUGUGUUGCCUACGUAAAAAUCAAAAAGUUAAAAUUGUUAUUUUCAAGUGAGAAAAUGGGGGAAAUCCCCCUUUCUUCAUAGAAAGGAAAUUUACAGUGGUUGUG